Molecule: messenger RNA, 216 nt
Organism: Ectocarpus siliculosus
Lineage: Eukaryota; Phaeophyceae; Ectocarpales; Ectocarpaceae
Source: the annotation of a GenBank genome assembly
AUGAGCAGCUCUCUGGCCGAUGCGUCCUUGCUGGGCAGCACGCAGAACGGCGACGCCAUGGGCUCGGGAGACAACGCGCUCAGCUUCAAUGACAGCGACUUUUACCUGAACAUGGACGAUGUCGACAUCGGUCCCCAGAUUGGGCAGGGAGCCUUUUCCAAGGUCUACUUGGGACGUUACUUCGGGGAGCUGGUCGCGCGGAAGCUUCUCCGUUAG